Molecule: messenger RNA, 590 nt
Organism: Paramecium octaurelia
Lineage: Eukaryota; Ciliophora; Oligohymenophorea; Peniculida; Parameciidae
Source: the annotation of a GenBank genome assembly
AUGAAUUUAUAAGUCAAUUUGAAUCCGAAUUUCGAUAAAAAAGAGGAAAGAAUAUCAUAAGAAAGAAAUUGGGAAUAACAAAUUGACAAAUUUGAUGCUUAUCUAGGUAGUAAUGAUCAGACAAAAUACAAUGGAAACGAAAAUAACUCUACAGCUACAAAGAGUGUAAGUAAAGAAAGGAAUCAAUAACAGAGUACUAAACUUAUAUCAAUAUAGGUAAAAAAGGUGAUUCAAAUGGAAUUUGGGGUUAAUAAUAACAAGAAUAAUAUUCUGAGAUGUCUAUCGUAAUAUUAUGUGAUGAAUUGCAAUAAUGCGAAAAUAAAAUCUAAUCUAAAGAUGAAGGAGGCGAAUAUUUAAAAACUAAAUAGACUUUAGGUAAGAAAAAUAAAGAGAAUAAAAUAGGGAAUGAGCAAAAUUAGGUGGAAGGAAUAAAUGAAAUAGUGAAUGAACAAAAUAAGGUGGAAAGAGUAAAUGAAAUAGUGAAUAUACAAAAUUAGGUCGAAGGAAUAAAAGAAACUUUAAAUAGAUUACGAGAUCACCGAAAAAUGUACGAGAAGUAUGCCAAGAAUAAUUCAUCAAUAAAUUAAUGA